Molecule: messenger RNA, 2951 nt
Organism: Belonocnema kinseyi
Lineage: Eukaryota; Metazoa; Arthropoda; Insecta; Hymenoptera; Cynipidae
Exons: 4
Coding region: 137-1309 (390 amino acids)
Source: RefSeq, a predicted model, not a curated record
AUUGUUUUUAUUCAUUGCCAGAUUCAUUAAAAGUGUGAUGAAACCAUACGUAAAUACAUUUUUGGAUGUCGAAUCUAAACGUUGUGAUUAGUGGUUUUCAUUCAAAUAUAAUUCUUAUUGGAAAUAUAAGGCUAAGAUGUUUGAAGAGAAGAAAAUGAUCAACUAUUCGCCUGUAAAACAAAAUUUAACGAUUCGUGAAAAGGCAUGUGUAAUAAACGUGGAUCAGAAGAAGCUUACAGAAAGACAGAAGUCUGUGUUGGUGGAUUUUAUCACGAACAACGUGAAUUUAAUUUGGCCUAAGGUUACUAAUUACGUGAAUAGGCCGGACCGCCUGGAUGCCCAAAAUUUGUGGAAGCAAAUUGCAGAAGAACUCAAUGGAAUGCCUGGACCGACAAAAUCGUGGAGGCAAUGGAGAAAAUCUUGGCAGUACGUAUAUCGAUUUGCAAGACAAAAUUUAGCUACGCUGCAGAAACGUGCGAAAAUUGGGACUUUGACUGAUACCCAAAUGAACCUAUUGAAUUUGAUUAGUUUAAAAAGUGCAAACCACCUUUCUCUUGACUCGACUGAUAACGAUAUCGCUGAAAAUCUCUCCGACGAUGACGAUGUUUUUUUGGAAGAAGAAUGGCUCGAAGACAUAGAUGUCAAUGACAAAGAAUCCGAGAUAGGAAAAAUUGAUAAGCCGCAUUUCAAUAUUCAAGAAUUAAAGGCAAUUCCAACUUCAACAUCGUCGAUGAUUUCAACAUCAGAGAAAAAUGUGCUAAGCCCUGAAACUUCUAACUCAACAAUUACGAAAAUAUGCAAUCCACAAGAAAAUAUCGGCCAUCUCGAACCUUCCACCAGCCAAAAAAGAAAUAAAUCCGAUACCGAUUGCUUGGAACCCAGCGUCCUUGAAGUAUCAAAAAUCUCAUCUGACCAACAUUUCAGAAUACGAAAACGCGAUUUAUCUUUUCGUGAGACCGAGCUGAAUAGUCGCGAACGCGAAUUAUCGUCGCGGGAACGCGAGUUGGCAUUUCGUGAGACAGAGCUUAAUCAACAAAUUUCUUACCCAUUUGAUCGCGAACGCGAACUGAUAAAUCGUGAGCGUGAAUUGAUUUAUCGUGAACGAGAGGUAAUUCGUCGCGAACGCGAAUUAAUUUCUCGUGAAGGUCACAUGUUUUCUUUGAAUAGUGAGUUACUAAAUUUCGAAAGCAAACUGAUUUUAAGGGCAAAGGAAAUAGAGCAUUUAAAAAAGAAAGUCAGAGAUAGGAUGGAGAAGAGAAUGAAAUUUGAUUCUAGUUUCCUUGACAUUUCAGACGAGAAUGAUUGCUAGCUCAUAUUUAUGGUUUAAUCUAAAGAGUUUUAAAAACGUGUUAAAUUAUUAUUUCCUCGCAUAAUACUUUCAUGGGUUUUCCAGUUACGUGCGUAUCUCAUUUCUUUAAACUAUUUCCAUACAUCAGGAAACCAUCUCUUAAAGAUUUUUUAUCGGCGAAAUUAAGUACGUUUUGCAUAUUGUGAAAUAUACUUUUAUAUAGGUAUAUAGCUGGAUUUUUCUAAGUUUAUCUUUAAAAAUUUCAUUUUUGUCGAUCUUCUCUUUAGACGAAUAAUUGUUAACUUUUUGAGAAAUAUAUUUUAAAAUAUUUAUUUGGGGAAUCUAAAAGUAGGGGGCGUGAUUUUUUUUAGAAUUGUGAGUAGAAACUGUUCUGCAACUGUUACAGAACAAUGAUAUGUCCCUUUAUAUGUCGCUGUUACAGUGAAGUUAUUCUUGCAAAUUAAAAAAAUGUCAGUAAACUCUACUGUGUAACAGUUCUUAUUAUGCGACUGUUACGCAGAAUCAUUGCGUGAUGGCAUGUUAAGUGUUAACUGGUCAGUAGCAUUUCACAAACCUAUUCUAUGUGUUAUUGUUAUGUUUAUUAUUAAAUGUUGCGAAAUUAGUAUUUUCUAAUAUGUUAUGAACGUUGGCCACUACGUUAUAAUGUUACUUUUCACAAAUUUAUAUAUUUUUUUCCUUUAUUUUAUCCAGGAAAUAAAUCUUGUUGGACUAAACAAUAACAAUGUUCUACAGUUCAUAAUGAAGUUAUUGCAUCUAUUUUUCGCGUAAUAACAUGAUUUCCACUUAAUGGUCAGGCGACCGUCAGAUUCCCGAAAACGAUUAUUUCAUGGUCAAGACACAACAAUCAAGGUGCAAUCUCAUGUCAAAAAUAUCUUUGCCCACGUAGGCAGAAAGCGUCGGCGCCAAAAAGAAAUUCAUGAGACUGAAAAAGACAAAUAGAUCUGUCAGUCUCUUUCACUCUCAUGAUUUUCUGUGUGCGCCGCCAUUUUCUGAAGCGUAUCUGUCCCACGAGCUCAUGGAACUGCACUUUUGGGGUGGAGACCUCAGAAGCGAUUGCUAAAUCCGUGUCUUCCAUCUUUUCAUUUUUUAAAAGAAGAAUGUAAAUUGACUAUGUGAUGUUUAUAAAUUAUCAAAUAAAUCAAUGUAUGCAUUGUGCAAUUGAGCAUUCUAACAUUACGUCAUACUUUGUGGGUAACGUCAAAAUCUAUAAGGAAAAUUAAUUUUUGUAGACGAAAGUAGACAAUCAUUUAAAAUCUUUCGAAGUAUCUCAGAAUUAACUAAAAUCAAUUCUGAUUACUUAAAAUCUUUAAAAUUUUCUUUAAAUCUUUUGAAACUCCUUAAAAUCUUCGAAUUUCUUCAAAUACCUUGAAACGUUUUCACUAAAACUUAUAGAAAUAUUUUAAACGUAGGGGCUAGCCUGCCGGCACCGGCAACAUUGUUAGUUGCCGCAGCCGGCAAAAUUGCAUGUUUAAAUGCAAAUUAAAUACAAAAAUUACGUUUUUUAUUUACGAAGUUUAUAUACACUAUCUGUACCGGCAAAAAGCAUAUUUCAAGCAUACAAAAGGAACUUUUACACUCGUGGAGGUGGAAAGGCAGCGUCUUGUGGCGAGGCUAGAAUGCAUUCCUGUGAUUAGUCACAAAU